Pediculus humanus corporis (human body louse) is the source of this 348-nucleotide messenger RNA. RefSeq lists its product as uncharacterized. Bases 1 to 348 code for a protein of 115 amino acids. The record is from RefSeq and is a predicted model, not a curated record. Lineage: Eukaryota; Metazoa; Arthropoda; Insecta; Psocodea; Pediculidae. The transcript has a single exon.
AUGGAUACUAACAUAAAUUCUGGCAAUGUAAGUAACGGAUCAAAAGUGACCUCUCCCCGAUCUUCUGGAAAUAAUUUAACUGCUCCAGGAUCUUACAUAUAUACGAGCAGUGCCAAUAUAUUAUCCCAACGGGAAAAACCUCCCUUAUUACCUAAAUAUCAGGGAUACACUUCAUCAAGUGCUGCUGCUCCUGCUGCUACUACUACAUCUUCCUAUAGGUUGUCAUCUUUUUCAGGAAGAACAAAAAUAUCUGAUACAGCUGUUUCCGGAGAUCCUACCACGGUGAGAUUUUUAAAUAAGAGGAUCCGAAUCAUUAAAAAAAAAAAAACAUUCAUAAAAUAUAAAUAA